This is a messenger RNA of Macrosteles quadrilineatus (aster leafhopper), 2084 nucleotides long. RefSeq lists its product as uncharacterized. The record is from RefSeq and is a predicted model, not a curated record. The coding region runs from base 196 to 2019 and encodes 607 amino acids. The transcript has 8 exons. NCBI's taxonomy places the organism in Eukaryota, Metazoa, Arthropoda, Insecta, Hemiptera, Cicadellidae.
GCGGGCGCUCAGUCUGUUCCCGCGCGCGGCAAAGGCGGUACGCGCCACGAGUGUACGGGAUGCCAACAGUUACUUGAGAUUAAACCAAUGGAACCAAUGCAUGAGAGUCGAUUUUGACUAAACCAAAAGAUGAGGCCUCUAUGUCGUCGCAAACGGUUCAAGUGUUGAAGGAAAUGGUAAUAAAAAGCCUAUAAGAUGAUGAUCCACCGGUCAGCGUCGUCGCGGCGUCGCCGGGCGUCGCGGAGUGCGGCGUCGUCACCCCACAGGAGUCAGACGCUGAGGAGGCCCAGCGUGGCCGUGGGGGCGACCACUCCCACAGGGUCUGCGCCCAGCCUGGAGGCGGCGCCGCGGGCACGACGAGCCAGCAUUGCCAGCGUCACCCCCUCCGAAGAGCUAGCGGUGGCAGGGGUCAGGGGAGUCACGGUGACCGCUGCCGAGGAAGACACCAGCGACUACGGCCACGACAGUGACGACAACCUCAACGAUGCCAACCUGAUGCCGGACAACUACAACCGUAGCCCGAGGUCGAGUCUAGUGCCCGAGGGAAACAGCAGAAGUCGCAACAGUCUCGUGCCAGAGUCCGGCCAGUUCAACCGCAGCAGAAACAACCUUGCGGUCGACAACUUUAACCGCUCACCCAGAAACAGCUUAGUUCCGGACACGGGGCGGAGUCCUAGAAACAGUUUGGUCCCCGAUUACAGCAGAAGCCCGCGAGGGAGUUUGCUGCCCGAUGUGGAACAGUUCAGCCGGAGUGCGCGAAACAGUAUGGUGCCGGAAGAGUACGGUAGAAACUCCAGAAACAAUUUGGUUCCAGACAGUGCGUACUCGAGGAGUGCGAGGAAUAGUCUAGUGCCGGAUGUGAGUCCUAGUAGGUCGCAGAGGAACAGUUUGGUACCUGACCCUACGAGGAGUCCUAGAGGUAGUUUGGUUCCGGAACCCAACACCUCUAGGAGUCCCAGGGGAAGUAUAGUUGGGGACCUCGCCUGUCGUAGCCCAAGAGGGAGCAUCGGUCCCGACCUGGGAGUUUCGAGGAGUCCGAGAGGCAGCAUAGCCUCGGAGGCGUCCUUCAACCGAAGCCCUAGGAAUAGCCUUCCUCUCCAGGACGGUCUGUCCUUAGGCAGAAGUCCAAGAGGAAGCCUGUCAUCAACAGGAGGCGGUCUCUUCGACUCCACCAGAAGUCCCAGAGGCAGUAUUGACAUGAAUGCUCCAGGCACAUCCAGAGCGGCAGGUUCCAACAGAAGUCCCUCCCCGUACCGCAUGGCUGCCAGAGGUGCCCAGGGGGCUCUCAACUCCACGGACGCCGGGGGAUCUCGCCGAGCGAGCAGCAGCGUGUCCCAGGUAUCAGCUGAUGACCGCAAACACCUUUGUGAACACACCAAGCUAACAGCUGACACAGGGCUGGGGCUGAGCGCCUACGGGUCUGUCGUCUACCAGCUCAACCACGCCAACAUGGAGUCUUCCGGUCUCUGCGACUUCGUCUGCCGCGCCCUCGGCAUAGUCUACCGCACAGUCGUCGUAACAGUUGUUCUUGUUUGCCUUACCGCUUUACCCAUCGUCAUGUUCAUAAUGGGUAUUCAAUUCGUCCGAGACUGUCCCAAAGAGCCGAACAUCCCUGUCUACAUGAUCGUCGGAGGCAGUUUCGGCACAAUCAAGAUCUUCUGGAUGCUUUGGUGCCAAGUCAAGUCCCGGAGGUACGAGCGACUCGACGGGCGCAACAGAUCUCGUCCUGCCGAAGACGGGUUGUCCACCUCCGCAGGAUCCAGGAUAACCAACUUCCUCCUCUCGUCCUUCCUCAUCGUCUGGUUCGUCCUGGGGAACCUGUGGAUCCUGGGCAUCUACUGGCCGCCCUUCGAGCCGACCCUGAGGGACCCCAAUCGCUGGUGUCACAAGACGCUGUAUGUCUUCUCUCUAGUUCACCUGGUCGUCGUCUACUCACUACUGGGCGUCGUCGUGCUCACGGUCAUAGUCAUGGUGGCUUGUCAAAUCUGCAUUUGUCCUUUAUUGAUCAGCUGCAAGUAAUACAUAUCUUCGGCAUUCUGUAGUUUAGGCGUUAGAAGUUUUGGUUGAGAUUUUUAAGGUUUUGU